AUGAUCAUAGUGAACUCUCUUCCAAUGGAUUUAAUGGAUACAGGUACCGACAUUAUACCCAAUAUUAAUAACGGUGAAUUAAAAUAUAAUGAAGAAUUACUUACAGUUACUCAGGAGACGAAAAAUAUUAAAAUAAAAGAAGAGUUUAAUGAAGAGGAUAAUGAAAAUAAGGAUUUACAGAGAAAUAGCGAAAGCUACGAAAUUGUACAAAAGUUGACAGAAGCUGAAAAGGAGAGGAAUAGAGUAGCUUCUGAACAACUCAAAAUAAGUAAAAACAAACCAGGAAAACCAGAUGUAAAGGAAAUGAAGAAAAGGUCACAGACGAAGGUAGCACAGAACCGACUGAUGAACAAACAUGGAAUUAAGGAAGGCAUACAAGAAAACAAAAAAACAGAAGAAGAGAAAGAGGAAAACAACGACAAAAAACACGGCAACAAGAAACUCGAGCAAGGGAAAACAAAAACAAAACAACCCAGCAAGAAAAAAGAAAAAGAAAACAAGCGAGAGAAGAGGGAGAAAACAACGAAUCAAAUAAAAAGCACAAAUGUGCAACAAAAAAGUAAAAACGAAAUAGACAAAACAAAAAAUAAAAUAAAAAACGAAAUGAAAAGAAAAGAGCAAGAAAAAACAACCGAAGAAAACGGUGAAGACAAGGAAUUUAAACAAAAUACAAAUCAAGGGCAGAGCGUAAAAAAUAGAGCGAAAAAUGAGGAAAUACAAGAGAACAACAAAGAAAACAGAAAUACUGAUACGACUACGAAAGAAAACGAAGAGACUAAAGUAAAUGCGUCACAAUCCAAUCAUAAAAGCCAAGAACAGUUAUAUGGACAAAGUGAAAUUAUUGACGACGUGAAGGCAGAAAGGUGCUGGAGCGUGGAAAUUAAAAAGACAAGUAUAACGAGGGAGGAAAAACCACGUGAAGGCGAGAGAGUGUCGGUCGCAGUGAACAAGGACGGUGAGACUGUGACACAGAUAGUUGGUGAGGACAAGAUGGUAUCAGUUAGUGAGCAAGUGUUUGUGGACAACGAACUACAGGGUGCAUCACGAGCACCCGAUGUACGUUGGGAGUUAAAAAUCGAAGCGACGCCUGAGCCAAUCGACCAGACCAGCUUGGAUGUGGAAACCAACACGGUUCCGAUGCCGUCAUUGACUGAGGACAGACUGCAGCCGGGUUCUGUGUCGGAUGCUGUACAGUCAGUGGGCCCACAUGAGGAGACAGGUUCACACGGAAACAACUCUGUCGGUCCGGAUGACAACAAGGAUGGUGAGGAAAAUGUGUCACAAUCCGGUCGAACGAGUCAUGUAGAUUUUGGUGGACACAACACUGUUAGUGACAGUGGAGAUGUGGAUGAGCGUCGGAGUGUGGAUAAUAAUGUGACGAGUGUGACGAAGGAGGAGAAACCACGUGAAGGCGAGAGAGUGUCGGUCGCAGUGAACAAGGACGGUGAGACUGUGACACAGAUAGUUGGUGAGGACAAGAUGGUAUCAGUUAGUGAGCAAGUGUUUGUGGACAACGAACUACAGGGUGCAUCACGAGCACCCGAUGUACGUUGGGAGUUAAAAAUCGAAGCGACGCCUGAGCCAAUCGACCAGACCAGCUUGGAUGUGGAAACCCACACGGUUCGGAUGCCGUCAUUGACUGAAGACAGACUGCAGCCGGGUUCUGUGUCGGAUGCUGUACAGUCAGUGGGCCCACAUGAGGAGACAGGUUCACACGGAAACAACUCUGUCGGUCCGGAUGACAACAAGGAUGGUGAGGAAAAUGUGUCACAAUCCGGUCGAACGAGUCAUGUAGAUUUUGGUGGACACAACACUGUUAGUGACAGUGGAGAUGUGGAUGAGCGUCGGAGUGUGGAUAAUAAUGUGACGAGUGUGACGAAGGAGGAGAAACCACGUGAAGGCGAGAGAGUGUCGGUCGCAGUGAACAAGGACGGUGAGACUGUGACACAGAUAGUUGGUGAGGACAAGAUGGUAUCAGUUAGUGAGCAAGUGUUUGUGGACAACGAACUACAGGGUGCAUCACGAGCACCCGAUGUACGUUGGGAGUUAAAAAUCGAAGCGACGCCUGAGCCAAUCGACCAGACCAGCUUGGAUGUGGAAACCCACACGGUUCGGAUGCCGUCAUUGACUGAAGACAGACUGCAGCCGGGUUCUGUGUCGGAUGCUGUACAGUCAGUGGGCCCACAUGAGGAGACAGGUUCACACGGAAACAACUCUGUCAGUCCGGAUGACAACAAGGAUGGUGAGGAAAAUGUGUCACAAUCCGGUCGAACGAGUCAUGUAGAUUUUGGUGGACACAACACUGUUAGUGACAGUGGAGAUGUGGAUGAGCGUCGGAGUGUGGAUAAUAAUGUGACGAGUGUGACGAAGGAGGAGAAACCACGUGAAGGCGAGAGAGUGUCGGUCGCAGUGAACAAGGACGGUGAGACUGUGACACAGAUAGUUGGUGAGGACAAGAUGGUAUCAGUUAGUGAGCAAGUGUUUGUGGACAACGAACUACAGGGUGCAUCACGAGCACCCGAUGUACGUUGGGAGUUAAAAAUUGAAGCGACGCCUGAGCCAAUCGACCAGACCAGCUUGGAUGUGGAAACCCACACGGUUCGGAUGCCGUCAUUGACUGAAGACAGACUGCAGCCGGGUUCUGUGUCGGAUGCUGUACAGUCAGUGGGCCCACAUGAGGAGACAGGUUCACACGGAAACAACUCUGUCGGUCCGGAUGACAACAAGGAUGGUGAGGAAAAUGUGUCACAAUCCGGUCGAACGAGUCAUGUAGAUUUUGGUGGACACAACACUGUUAGUGACAGUGGAGAUGUGGAUGAGCGUCGGAGUGUGGAUAAUAAUGUGACGAGUGUGACGAAGGAGGAGAAACCACGUGAAGGCGAGAGAGUGUCGGUCGCAGUGAACAAGGACGGUGAGACUGUGACACAGAUAGUUGGUGAGGACAAGAUGGUAUCAGUUAGUGAGCAAGUGUUUGUGGACAACGAACUACAGGGUGCAUCACGAGCACCCGAUGUACGUUGGGAGUUAAAAAUCGAAGCGACGCCUGAGCCAAUCGACCAGACCAGCUUGGAUGUGGAAACCCACACGGUUCGGAUGCCGUCAUUGACUGAAGACAGACUGCAGCCGGGUUCUGUGUCGGACGCUGUACAGUCAGUGGGCCCACAUGAGGAGACAGGUUCACACGGAAACAACUCUGUCGGUCCGGAUGACAACAAGGAUGGUGAGGAAAAUGUGUCACAAUCCGGUCGAACGAGUCAUGUAGAUUUUGGUGGACACAACACUGUUAGUGACAGUGGAGAUGUGGAUGAGCGUCGGAGUGUGGAUAAUAAUGUGACGAGUGUGACGAAGGAGGAGAAACCACGUGAAGGCGAGAGAGUGUCGGUCGCAGUGAACAAGGACGGUGAGACUGUGACACAGAUAGUUGGUGAGGACAAGAUGGUAUCAGUUAGUGAGCAAGUGUUUGUGGACAACGAACUACAGGGUGCAUCACGAGCACCCGAUGUACGUUGGGAGUUAAAAAUCGAAGCGACGCCUGAGCCAAUCGACCAGACCAGCUUGGAUGUGGAAACCCACACGGUUCGGAUGCCGUCAUUGACUGAAGACAGACUGCAGCCGGGUUCUGUGUCGGACGCUGUACAGUCAGUGGGCCCACAUGAGGAGACAGGUUCACACGGAAACAACUCUGUCGGUCCGGAUGACAACAAGGAUGGUGAGGAAAAUGUGUCACAAUCCGGUCGAACGAGUCAUGUAGAUUUUGGUGGACACAACACUGUUAGUGACAGUGGAGAUGUGGAUGAGCGUCGGAGUGUGGAUAAUAAUGUGACGAGUGUGACGAAGGAGGAGAAACCACGUGAAGGCGAGAGAGUGUCGGUCGCAGUGAACAAGGACGGUGAGACUGUGACACAGAUAGUUGGUGAGGACAAGAUGGUAUCAGUUAGUGAGCAAGUGUUUGUGGACAACGAACUACAGGGUGCAUCACGAGCACCCGAUGUACGUUGGGAGUUAAAAAUCGAAGCGACGCCUGAGCCAAUCGACCAGACCAGCUUGGAUGUGGAAACCAACACGGUUCCGAUGCCGUCAUUGACUGAGGACAGACUGCAGCCGGGUUCUGUGUCGGAUGCUGUACAGUCAGUGGGCCCACAUGAGGAGACAGGUUCACACGGAAACAACUCUGUCGGUCCGGAUGACAACAAGGAUGGUGAGGAAAAUGUGUCACAAUCCGGUCGAACGAGUCAUGUAGAUUUUGGUGGACACAACACUGUUAGUGACAGUGGAGAUGUGGAUGAGCGUCGGAGUGUGGAUAAUAAUGUGACGAGUGUGACGAAGGAGGAGAAACCACGUGAAGGCGAGAGAGUGUCGGUCGCAGUGAACAAGGACGGUGAGACUGUGACACAGAUAGUUGGUGAGGACAAGAUGGUAUCAGUUAGUGAGCAAGUGUUUGUGGACAACGAACUACAGGGUGCAUCACGAGCACCCGAUGUACGUUGGGAGUUAAAAAUCGAAGCGACGCCUGAGCCAAUCGACCAGACCAGCUUGGAUGUGGAAACCCACACGGUUCGGAUGCCGUCAUUGACUGAAGACAGACUGCAGCCGGGUUCUGUGUCGGAUGCUGUACAGUCAGUGGGCCCACAUGAGGAGACAGGUUCACACGGAAACAACUCUGUCGGUCCGGAUGACAACAAGGAUGGUGAGGAAAAUAUGUCACAAUCCGGUCGAACGAGUCAUGUAGAUUUUGGUGGACACAACACUGUUAGUGACAGUGGAGAUGUGGAUGAGCGUCGGAGUGUGGAUAAUAAUGUGACGAGUGUGACGAAGGAGGAGAAACCACGUGAAGGCGAGAGAGUGUCGGUCGCAGUGAACAAGGACGGUGAUACUGUGACACAGAUAGUUGGUGAGGACAAGAUGGUAUCAGUUAGUGAGCAAGUGUUUGUGGACAACGAACUACAGGGUGCAUCACGAGCACCCGAUGUACGUUGGGAGUUAAAAAUUGAAGCGACGCCUGAGCCAAUCGACCAGACCAGCUUGGAUGUGGAAACCCACACGGUUCGGAUGCCGUCAUUGACUGAAGACAGACUGCAGCCGGGUUCUGUGUCGGAUGCUGUACAGUCAGUGGGCCCACAUGAGGAGACAGGUUCACACGGAAACAACUCUGUCGGUCCGGAUGACAACAAGGAUGGUGAGGAAAAUGUGUCACAAUCCGGUCGAACGAGUCAUGUAGAUUUUGGUGGACACAACACUGUUAGUGACAGUGGAGAUGUGGAUGAGCGUCGGAGUGUGGAUAAUAAUGUGACGAGUGUGACGAAGGAGGAGAAACCACGUGAAGGCGAGAGAGUGUCGGUCGCAGUGAACAAGGACGGUGAGACUGUGACACAGAUAGUUGGUGAGGACAAGAUGGUAUCAGUUAGUGAGCAAGUGUUUGUGGACAACGAACUACAGGGUGCAUCACGAGCACCCGAUGUACGUUGGGAGUUAAAAAUCGAAGCGACGCCUGAGCCAAUCGACCAGACCAGCUUGGAUGUGGAAACCCACACGGUUCCGAUGCCGUCAUUGACUGAAGACAGACUGCAGCCGGGUUCUGUGUCGGAUGCUGUACAGUCAGUGGGCCCACAUGAGGAGACAGGUUCACACGGAAACAACUCUGUCGGUCCGGAUGACAACAAGGAUGGUGAGGAAAAUAUGUCACAAUCCGGUCGAACGAGUCAUGUAGAUUUUGGUGGACACAACACUGUUAGUGACAGUGGAGAUGUGGAUGAGCGUCGGAGUGUGGAUAAUAAUGUGACGAGUGUGACGAAGGAGGAGAAACCACGUGAAGGCGAGAGAGUGUCGGUCGCAGUGAACAAGGACGGUGAGACUGUGACACAGAUAGUUGGUGAGGACAAGAUGGUAUCAGUUAGUGAGCAAGUGUUUGUGGACAACGAACUACAGGGUGCAUCACGAGCACCCGAUGUACGUUGGGAGUUAAAAAUUGAAGCGACGCCUGAGCCAAUCGACCAGACCAGCUUGGAUGUGGAAACCCACACGGUUCGGAUGCCGUCAUUGACUGAAGACAGACUGCAGCCGGGUUCUGUGUCGGAUGCUGUACAGUCAGUGGGCCCACAUGAGGAGACAGGUUCACACGGAAACAACUCUGUCGGUCCGGAUGACAACAAGGAUGGUGAGGAAAAUGUGUCACAAUCCGGUCGAACGAGUCAUGUAGAUUUUGGUGGACACAACACUGUUAGUGACAGUGGAGAUGUGGAUGAGCGUCGGAGUGUGGAUAAUAAUGUGACGAGUGUGACGAAGGAGGAGAAACCACGUGAAGGCGAGAGAGUGUCGGUCGCAGUGAACAAGGACGGUGAGACUGUGACACAGAUAGUUGGUGAGGACAAGAUGGUAUCAGUUAGUGAGCAAGUGUUUGUGGACAACGAACUACAGGGUGCAUCACGAGCACCCGAUGUACGUUGGGAGUUAAAAAUCGAAGCGACGCCUGAGCCAAUCGACCAGACCAGCUUGGAUGUGGAAACCCACACGGUUCCGAUGCCGUCAUUGACUGAAGACAGACUGCAGCCGGGUUCUGUGUCGGACGCUGUACAGUCAGUGGGCCCACAUGAGGAGACAGGUUCACACGGAAACAACUCUGUCGGUCCGGAUGACAACAAGGAUGGUGAGGAAAAUGUGUCACAAUCCGGUCGAACGAGUCAUGUAGAUUUUGGUGGACACAACACUGUUAGUGACAGUGGAGAUGUGGAUGAGCGUCGGAGUGUGGAUAAUAAUGUGACGAGUGUGACGAAGGAGGAGAAACCACGUGAAGGCGAGAGAGUGUCGGUCGCAGUGAACAAGGACGGUGAGACUGUGACACAGAUAGUUGGUGAGGACAAGAUGGUAUCAGUUAGUGAGCAAGUGUUUGUGGACAACGAACUACAGGGUGCAUCACGAGCACCCGAUGUACGUUGGGAGUUAAAAAUCGAAGCGACGCCUGAGCCAAUCGACCAGACCAGCUUGGAUGUGGAAACCCACACGGUUCGGAUGCCGUCAUUGACUGAAGACAGACUGCAGCCGGGUUCUGUGUCGGAUGCUGUACAGUCAGUGGGCCCACAUGAGGAGACAGGUUCACACGGAAACAACUCUGUCGGUCCGGAUGACAACAAGGAUGGUGAGGAAAAUGUGUCACAAUCCAAUCGAACCGAUAUUAAUAUUUUGGAGGGACAUAUCUCGGGUUUUCUUACUAAUGAUAUAAAUGAUGGAUUAUGUUUCAUUAUUUUCAAUCCCGUAUGUUUUUGUAGUGGUGUUGGUGUUCGGUGUUCUUCUGAUUGA
Molecule: messenger RNA, 7293 nt
Organism: Schistosoma margrebowiei
Lineage: Eukaryota; Metazoa; Platyhelminthes; Trematoda; Strigeidida; Schistosomatidae
Source: the annotation of a GenBank genome assembly